Messenger RNA from Sordaria macrospora k-hell, 2469 nucleotides. RefSeq lists its product as uncharacterized. The record is from RefSeq and is a predicted model, not a curated record. Gene Ontology annotation, molecular function: oligopeptide transmembrane transporter activity. Gene Ontology annotation, cellular component: plasma membrane. Gene Ontology annotation, biological process: transmembrane transport. Lineage: Eukaryota; Fungi; Ascomycota; Sordariomycetes; Sordariales; Sordariaceae.
AUGGCCUCCUAUUCCAAUCUCCGAUCCUCCGGUGCUUCAAUAGACGGCAUGGAAGCUGUCGAACUGAAAGACAGAAGGACAUCUAUGAGCGGUCGGAAGUCGGGCGACUUGGAGGCAGGCGAGGAACAUAUCGGAGCACCCUCUUCCUCUUGGAAUGACGCACCCGGUCCCUCCCAGUCAGGUCAACAUCGCAGACAGGACUCCCACGGCGCCGAUGACGAAGACGGUUCCGAGUAUGAGCUUCUUCUGGACCCAAACUUGCCUGCCGAAUAUAGCCAUAAACUUCGAGAUCUCACGAGAAAGUCACUCAGCUUUGACGACAAUCAAGUAGGGGUCAAGUUCGGCGAGAGUGAGGGCGAGGACGACGAGGAAGAAGCUGAGAACUCACCCUAUCCAGAAGUCCGGGCUGCCGUUCCCAACUUUGAUCAAGACCUGCCAUGCAACACCAUUAGGGCGUGGACCAUUGGGUUGUCGCUCAUUUUCUUGGGGGCUUCAAUGAAUACCAUCUUCUCAUUGAAAGCACCAUCCAUUAGUCUUGGGGCACUCAUUGCCCAGAUUAUCGCGUGGCCGCUGGGACAUGGCUGGGCGAGGUUUAUGCCCGAACGUGAGUUCAACACGUUUGGUAAAAGGUGGACUUUGAACCCGGGGCCUUUCAACAUCAAGGAACAUUCCGUCAUUGUUGUUAUGGCCAGUGUCUCCUUUUCCGUGGCCUACGCUACCGACAUCAUCUUAGCCCAAAAGGUGUUUUAUAAGCAGGACUUCGGCCUGUUAUGGGGGGUUCUUCUGACGAUAUCCACACAAAGUUUGGGCUAUGGGAUUGCUGGAAUGCUGAGAAGGUUUCUGGUCUACCCAGCUUCCAUGAUCUGGCCAGGAAACCUUGUGGCAGUUACAUUGAUGCACGCCAUGUACGGCCAGAACGAGAAGAAGGAUCCCACAAUAAUGGGUGGCUCCAUCCCCCGCUCCUUCGCCGUUGUGACUUGGAUAGCACCGAACAAUCCUGUCGUCAACCAGCUGUUUGGUUACUCGACGGGCCUCUCCCUGCUUCCUAUUACGUUCGAUUGGGCGCAGAUUACGGGAUAUGUUGGCUCGCCUAUGGUGCCUCCAUGGCACGCCAUUGCCAAUACCCUGGCCGGCGUAGUGAUAUUUUUCAUGUUUGCUGCCAGCUUUCUGCAGUACACCGGGGCGUGGUACGGCAAGUACCUGCCAAUGAGCGAUUCCAGUGUCUAUGACAAUACGGGCAAGACAUACGAUGUCGCGAGAGUUCUUAGCAAGGACUUCACGCUCAACGAAGUGGCAUAUAACACUUACUCGCCUCUAUUCUUAAGUACCACCUUCGCCAUAGCAUAUGGUCUAUCCUUUGCCGCCAUAUCUUCAUUGAUCGUGUACACCUGCCUUCAUCAUGGAAAGACAAUCUGGAGACAAUGGAUGAACAGCAAAAGUGAGAGGCCCGAUGUACAUAUGAGGAUGAUGAGGAAGUACAAGGAGGCCCCAACAUGGUGGUAUAUGUCGCUCUUUGCAGUGAUGCUCGCCCUAGGUUUCUUCACCGUUCUAGGCUGGCAAACCAACCUGACCUGGUGGGCCUUCCUCCUCGCCGUCUUCAUUUCCUUCGCCUUCUCCCUCCCCAUCGGCAUCAUCCAAGCCGUCACCAAUAACCAAAUUGGCCUCAACGUGUUGACCGACUUCAAAACCUUCGGCUACAUAACCAUGUCCCAAGCCCUCACCUUCGUCGGCGACCUCAAGUUCGGCCACUACAUGAAGUUACCCCCUCGCGUCCUCUUCUCCGCCCAAGUCGUCGCCACCACCUUCUCGUGCGUGAUCCAGAUCCUCGUGCUCAACUACGCCCUCCGCACCAUUCCCGAAGUCUGCACCCCCGCGCAACCUCAACACUUCACCUGUCCCGGCGGUCGCGUCUUUUUCUCCGCAAGCGUCAUCUGGGGACUGAUAGGUCCGGCAAGGAUGUUCUCCCCGGGCCAGAUCUACUCCUCGCUGUUCUUGUUCUUUGCCCUGGGAGCCGUCGUGCCGUUGGUUAUCUGGUUCCUCCUCCGCCGUGCGCAGAGGCGGAAUCCGCAUACGAAGACGUGGUUGCGCUAUGUCAUUGCCCCCGUCAUCUUUGGCGGCGCGGGCUCGAUCCCGCCUGCUAGUCCGCUGAACUAUUUGAGUUGGGGCAUCGUCGGGUAUGUGUUCCAGUACGUGGUGAGGAAGAAGCACUUUGGGUGGUGGAGCAGGUUGAAUUUCUUGACGAGCUGCGGGUUGGAUUUGGGGUUGGCGCUCGCCACGCUGGUUGUUUUCUUUGCAUUUACGAUUAAUGAGAUUAGCCCGCCAAGCUGGUGGGGGAAUGAGGUGGUCAAGGGCACGUUGGACUUUAAGGGAAUGGCGGUUAGGGCGACGGUAAAGGAGGGAGAGAUCUUUGGGCCGAGGGUUUGGGCUCUUGGAGGAGGAGGAGGAAAAGGAGGAGGAGGGUCUGGGUAG